AGGGCCACAGGGCCGAAACAGAAAUAGCAUACUGGAAGCUUUCCCUUUGGUUAAAACAAAAGCAACAGCCAAGCAUUGACCCGAGGGCCGACUCCACAGCAGACACGGUGCCCGGUGCUUGGUAAAUACAUGAUCUCCUUUAACUCUCCCAACAAUCCAGUGAGGAUGGGAGCAUAAGUGCAGUGUUGCUCAAGGACGGGUCUGAGGCUUGCCCCAGGCUUGCUCAAGAUCUCAAGGAAGAGCUGGAAUCUUCACCGGGUCUCAACCGAGGGGCUAGAAGGAUGUUCCACACCAAUGUGUCACCCUGCUUCCUAUCUGCACAGAUAUUGAAAAAAGAGGAGGAGAUACGCCAACCUGUUAAUAGUGGUUAUCUCUGAGUGGAGGAAUGCAGUUUCAGGUCCGUACGACUGCUAAAGAAUGACCCGGUCAACUUCCAGAAGUUCCCCUACACUAGUGAGGACGAGGCCUGGAAGACCUACCUGGAAAACCCCUUGACGGCCGCCACGAAGGCCAUGAUGAGGGUCAAUGGCGACGACGACAGUGUGGCGGCCUUGAGCUUCCUCUACGACUACUACAUGGGCCCCAAGGAGAAGCGGAUACUAUCCUCCAGCACUGGGGGCCGGAAUGACCAAGGAAAGAGGUACUACCAUGGCAUGGACUAUGAGAUGGACCUCGCUCCCCUUGAAAGUCCCACGCAUCUCAUGAAAUUCCUGACCGAGAACGUGUCUGGAGCCCCAGAGUACCCAGAUGUGCUCAAGAAGAAUAACCUGAUGAGCUUGGAGGGGGCCGUGCCCACUCCAGGCAAGGCAGCUCCCCUCCCCGCAGGCCCUGGCAAGCUGGAAGCUGCCUCUGUGGACAGCUACCUGCUGCCCACCAGUGAUGUGUAUGAUAACAGCUCCCUCAACUCCUUGUUUGAGAGCAUUCAUGGGGUGCCGCCCACACAGCGCUGGCAGCCUGACAGCACCUUCAAAGAUGACCCACAGGAGUCACUGCUCUUCCCAGAUAUCCUGAAAACGUCCCCAGAACCCCCGUGUCCAGAAGACUAUCCCAGCCCCAAGAGUGACUUUGAGUACACCCUGGGCUCCCCCAAAGCCAUCCACAUCAAGUCAGGGGAGUCGCCUAUGGCCUACCUCAACAAAGGCCAGUUCUAUCCCAUCACCCUGCGGACCCCAGCAGGCGGCAAAGGCCUUGCCUUGUCCUCCAACAAAGUCAAGAGUGUGGUGAUGGUGGUCUUUGACAACGAGAAAGUCCCGGUGGAGCAGCUACGCUUCUGGAAGCACUGGCAUUCCCGGCAACCCACUGCCAAGCAGCGUGUCAUCGAUGUGGCCGACUGCAAAGAAAACUUCAACACCGUGCAACACAUCGAGGAGGUGGCCUAUAAUGCAUUGUCCUUCGUGUGGAAUGUCAACGAGGAGGCCAAGGUGUUCAUCGGUGUCAACUGCCUCAGCACAGACUUCUCCUCGCAGAAGGGGGUGAAGGGUGUCCCCCUGAACCUGCAGAUCGACACCUACGACUGUGGCUCGGGCGCUGAGCGCCUGGUGCACCGCGCCGUCUGCCAGAUCAAGAUCUUCUGUGACAAGGGAGCAGAAAGGAAAAUGCGGGAUGAUGAACGAAAGCAGUUCCGGAGGAAAGUCAAGUGCCCCGACUCCAGCAACAGUGGUAUGAAGGGCUGCCUGCUGUCUGGCUUCAGGGGCAAUGAGACCACCUACUUGCGGCCUGAGGCUGACCUGGAGACCCCACCGGUGCUGUUCAUCCCUAAUGUGCACUUCUCCAGCCUGCAGCGUCCCGGAGGGGCAGUGCCCUCGGCAGGUCAGAGCAGCUCCAACAGGCUGCCUCUGAAGCGCUCCUGCUCACCCUUCGCUGAGGAGUUUGAGUCUCUGCCCUCCAAAAAGGCCAAGGAAGACGAUCUUCAGAGAGUUCUGUUGUAUGUGCGGAGGGAGACCGAGGAGGUGUUUGACGCCCUCAUGUUGAAGACGCCAGACCUGAAGGGGCUGAGGAAUGCGAUCUCUGAGAAGUAUGGGUUCCCUGAAGAGAACAUUUACAAAGUCUACAAGAAAUGUAAGCGGGGAAUCUUGGUCAACAUGGACAACAACAUCAUCCAGCACUACAGCAACCACGUCGCCUUCCUGCUGGACAUGGGGGAGCUUGAUGGCAAGAUUCAGAUCAUCCUGAAGGAGCUGUGAGGCCCAAGCAUCCACACCCUCAGGCCCCGUGGGGUGGCUCCAGGCAAGGAGCCCCCUGGGGAGUGGCCCAUGCCGCACACAACCUCUGCUCAUGCCCCAGUGCUGUUACUUGAAUGCCCUCCCUGAGAAAAACACAUCACAGACCCACGGAUGUCAAGGUCAGGAAGGGACCCAGGAGGUAUCCUGACCUGAACCCCAUCUCAUGCUUGAAUCUACCCUGGACUUCCUGCCGGCCCCCGCCCAGCCAGAAAGAGUGUCGUCCUGCUUAACGUUCCCAUAGCCUGUCUCCUUCUCGGAAGACCCUGCUUUCAGUCCAUCUCCUGGUUGGCCGUUCAGAUGGUGCCAGUGGACCCCCUUUCCCAAAGCUGACUCGACUCCUGUCCGGCCUGCAUUCUUGAUCCUUCCAUCAACUUCAGACUGAGGAUCCCUUACCCUUUGGUCAAUUAACUUGAAAACUCUUUUGAUUUUCAAUGCAAACAACUUUUAAAUGUUACCAUGGUGGAAACACUCUCUUUCUCCCGGAUUUCCUUGAUACAAGUUGUAAAUAAUAGAGCUGAUUCAUUGGAGUGGCUGCUGUAUAAAAUAACUUCCGUGCCUGUUCACUGAUGUACACAUUUCUUAUUUACAAUUUUCAUUUAUGUUAUAUAUAUAUAUAAGUAUAUAUUGUAUAUAUAUGCAACAUUUUAUAUUUUUCAUGGAUGCAUUUUUAUCAUUUCAAAAAAUGUGUAUUUCACAUUCUUGGACUAUUUUUUUUAGCUGUUAUUCAAUUAUGCAUUUUGUAUACUCACGUGGUAUUUAGUAAUAAAAUUCUACCUAUGUAUUACUUCAAACGCUACACUUGUUCCUUCUGUGGAUGGAAGUCUUCCCGGAAGAGAGGGUGAAAGCAGAC
Molecule: messenger RNA, 3072 nt
Organism: Panthera uncia (snow leopard)
Lineage: Eukaryota; Metazoa; Chordata; Mammalia; Carnivora; Felidae
Gene: GRHL3
Product: grainyhead like transcription factor 3
Exons: 16
Coding region: 513-2183 (556 amino acids)
Biological process (GO): regulation of transcription by RNA polymerase II
Cellular component (GO): nucleus
Molecular function (GO): DNA-binding transcription activator activity, RNA polymerase II-specific; RNA polymerase II cis-regulatory region sequence-specific DNA binding
Source: RefSeq, a predicted model, not a curated record